Molecule: messenger RNA, 4775 nt
Organism: Arvicanthis niloticus (Nile rat)
Lineage: Eukaryota; Metazoa; Chordata; Mammalia; Rodentia; Muridae
Gene: H6pd
Product: hexose-6-phosphate dehydrogenase/glucose 1-dehydrogenase
Biological process (GO): glucose metabolic process; pentose-phosphate shunt, oxidative branch; pentose-phosphate shunt
Cellular component (GO): endoplasmic reticulum
Molecular function (GO): 6-phosphogluconolactonase activity; NADP binding; glucose-6-phosphate dehydrogenase activity
Source: RefSeq, a predicted model, not a curated record
GGCCCGCGGUGGCCUGAGGCCUGCCCGCUGGGCCCUGACGCUGCGCAGCUCGGCUCUGCGGCGUCCCGGGCUGAACUUGGCCCCGCGCCCUAGGCUCUCGCCGCGUGCCCGGGAGCUCUCGGAGCGCCGAGGCGCGGCCCCGCGUGAGGCGCGCACCUGCCGAGGACGAGGCGCGGGCAGGGGGUCGCAGGUUCCCCCGCGCCCCUGCUGCCUGUCCCUGCUAGCCAACCCCGGCCACUUCCCGGACGAGAGAGAUGAAGCACACAGGCAUUUGGAAGAUGCUUGUUGCAGCAAUGUGCUUGGCCCUUUUGGGCUGCCUGCAGGCGCAGGAAUUCAAGGGACAUGUUUCCAUAAUCCUGCUGGGAGCAACCGGGGACCUAGCUAAAAAGUACCUGUGGCAGGGCCUGUUUCAGCUAUACCUGGAUGAGGCUGGGAAGGGCCACAGUUUCAGCUUCCACGGGGCCGCCUUGACAGCCCCCCAGCAAGGCCAGAAGCUCAUGGACAAGGCUUUGGAGUCCCUCUCCUGCCCCAAGGACUUGGUACCCAGUCAAUGUGAUGAACUCAAGAGUCAGUUUCUACAGCUGAGCCAGUACCGCCAACUGAAGACAGUGGAGGACUAUCAGACUCUGAACAAGGACAUUGAGACCCAAGCCCAGCAGGAUGGGCUCUGGGAGGCAGGCAGGAUCUUCUACUUCUCGGUGCCGCCCUUCGCCUACGCAGACAUUGCCCGUAACAUCAACAGCAGCUGCCGCCCACACCCAGGAGCCUGGCUACGGGUUGUUCUGGAAAAACCCUUUGGACAUGACCACCUCUCAGCCCAGCAGCUGGCUUCAGAACUCGGAAGUUUUUUCCAGGAAGAGGAGAUGUACCGUGUGGAUCAUUACCUGGGCAAGCAGGCAGUGGCUCAGAUCCUACCCUUCCGAGAUCAGAACCGCAAGGCCUUGGAUGGCCUCUGGAACAGGCACCAUGUGGAGCGGGUGGAAAUCAUCUUAAAGGAGACCAUCGAUGCAGAAGGUCGGGCCAGUUUCUAUGAGGAGUAUGGCGUCAUCCGUGACACGCUGCAGAACCACCUGACUGAGAUCCUAACGCUGGUGGCUAUGGAGCUGCCCCACAAUAUCAGCAGCUCAGCCGCCGUGCUCCAGCACAAGCUCCAGGCCUUCCAGGCCCUGCGGGGGCUGCAGAAGAGCAGCGCCAUCCUGGGACAGUACCAGGCCUAUAGCGGACAGGUGCGCCAAGAGCUGCAGAAGCCAGACGGCUUCCAGAGCCUGACACCAACCUUUGCAGGUGUCCUUGUCCACAUUGACAACCUGCGCUGGGAGGGUGUCCCUUUCAUCCUGAUGUCUGGCAAGGCCUUGGAUGAGAGAGUGGGCUAUGUUCGGAUCGUGUUUAAGAAUCGGGCAUACUGCACCCAGAGCGAGAGGCACUGGGUGCCAAAGCAGAGCCGGUGCCUGCCACAGCACAUUGUCUUCUACAUUGGACACGGUGAGCUGGGCCACCCUGCCAUCCUGGUCAGCCAGAACCUGUUCAAGCCCUCUCUACCGACUCAGAGCUGGAAGGAGGUGCAGGACCAGCCUGGGCUCCGCCUCUUUGGUCGUCCUCUGUCUGAUUACUAUGCCUAUAGACCUGUGCGGGAGCAAGAUGCCUACUCCACCCUCCUGUCUCACAUCUUCCACUGCCGAAAGGAGUCCUUCAUCACCACAGAGAACCUCUUGGCCUCCUGGGUCUUCUGGACCCCGUUACUGGACAGCCUGGCCUUUGAAGUUCCACGCCUGUACCCAGGGGGAGCCGAGAAUGGCCAGCUGCUAGACUUUGAGUUUAGCGGUGGUCAGCUGACCUUCUCCCAGCAGCGGCUAGAGGUGCUGAUACCAGAGCUAGGGUCAGUCCCAAAGCCCAGUGACUUCCAGGUCCUCAGGGCCCAGUAUAGAGAGAGCCCAUUGAUUACUGCCUGGCCAGAGGAGCUCAUCUCUAAGCUGGCCAGUGACAUUGAAGCCACCGCGGAGCAGGCGGUACGGCGCUUUGGCAAGUUCCACCUAGCUCUGUCAGGUGGUUCGAGCCCCAUAGCUCUCUUCCAGCAGCUGGCCACGGGGCAUUAUGGCUUCCCCUGGACCCACACACACCUCUGGUUGGUUGAUGAGCGCUGUGUCCCUCUCUCAGACCCAGACUCCAACUUCCAGGGCCUGCAGGCUCACCUGCUGCAGCACGUCAGGGUACCCUACUACAACAUCCACCCCAUGCCGGUGCACCUGCACCAGCGGCUUUGUGCUGAGGAGGACCAGGGAGCUCAGACCUAUGCCAGCGAGAUCUCGGCCCUGGUGGCCAACAGCAGCUUCGACCUGGUGCUCCUGGGCAUGGGCACCGAUGGGCACACGGCCUCUCUGUUUCCACAGUCUCCCACGGGGCUGGAUGGUGACCAGCUGGUGGUGCUGACGGAGAGCCCGUUCAGGCCACACCAACGCAUGAGUCUCAGCCUGCCCCUCAUCAACCGAGCCAAGAAGGUAGCUGUCCUGGUCAUGGGCAGGACAAAACGUGAGAUCGCCAUGCUGGUGAGCCGCGUGGGUCACGAGCCCAAGAAGUGGCCCAUCUCAGGUGUGGUGCCUCUUUCUGGACAGCUGGUUUGGUAUAUGGAUUACGAUGCCUUUCUGGGAUGACAGGAACAUCCUGGGUUUAGUCAUUCUCAGCCUUUCUCAGCCUUUCUCUCAGCUGCCCAGUGUGCCUCAGCUGUGUGGAGCCUGGUACCAGAGUCAGGCCCCAGAGAAGGGAGGACAAAACUCUGAGCCAACUUCCUGGACCCACUGGUUCUGUGGAAUUACAGUGCCUGCACAUGGAAACAAGGUAGAGCCCUGGCCUCAAAACCCAGACAGGAGAGAGACUAAGGCCCCGGGCAGUUACACGCCAGUAUCUUCAACACACCGUAAGACCAGGUGAAGCCUCCAUGCUUAAGAACCAAAGUGGCCUGCCAAGACUGGCUCAUGAUAUUUGAACUGGUCUCUGUGGGAAGAGGGGCCAGCAUUGGUGGGGAGAAGGGUGCAGAGACUCCUGGUGAAUGUCUUGCUCUGAGCCAGGCCAGAAGAGGAGACAUGAUCCUGGGACUGCACCGGGAAACCUGCCUCUUCUGGUAUCCCUUCAUCCCUCUGUGCAGCUUGCUGAGAUCCUCCCCUCCUUCCAGCAGCUUCUGUCUCUGGGCCAGACAUCCACUGUCCUCAGUACUCCCCAUUACCCCUCAGCCUCUCCCUCUCUACAGACACAGACACUGCCACGUCAAAGGUUCCCUUCAAAUCUAGAGACCAGGGCUCCCUUUCCCACUGAGAACUGUCCUGCCAUCACUGGGCUAUUGGGCAUCUCUGAUCUAACUAGACAGGAUGGCUCUGUCUGCUCCUGGGCCGGGGGUGAGUCCAGCUCACAGCCUCUUUCUAGGACUUAUGUGGCCAAUUCCAAGUCUCAGGAUAGCCUGCAGCUAGCUCUCCUCACACUACCUCUCAGGGGCUCCAAGCCUGGCAGUGGUCCCUCCCCUGUCCGGCAUCUCCACAUUUCUUGUUGACUAACCUGGUACCACUGGGAACACUAUAGGCAGCUCCUAACUUCAGCCUCCUCCGGGGCUUUGGAACUUUUAUUUUUUUUAAAAAAAGAAAGCCAACAACAUAAAUGUUUCAGGGCACAGACAGUUUUUGUUUCAGUCUCCUGCUUAGUCGUGUGAACAAGAGAAGGCCCAGAAGGCUUAGGAUGGUCCCUCCUCAGUUACCUGUGUGCCAGUCACAGAGUCUCCAUGUCCUUCAGAAUUUUCCCAGAGAAGGGUUUUCCUGUGAUGAGAAGCAUCAGGAAAUCUGUUCCUCUACUUUUAAUUGAUUGUACUUUCUCCUGGGCAACACAUGGGAGAGAAUUCUUGCUUUCACUAGAGAUGUGUACACAGAGUGUAGUCUGAGCUGGGGCUCUGUAUGAAAGGCACUCUUGUUAAAAUUCUGCUUACUCUGGCCUCCAGUGACCCAGACUGACAGAACACCUCUAUUCUAAGAGAGCUAUCCUUGGCAGAGAAGAGGACUGCCCUGGGGUCCUUUCCUGGCCUGCUUUGCUCAGGCUUGGAUGCAGGUAGUUGCAGGUGAAGUUCCACCUUUGGCCAUGUGGGGGAGCCCACGUGCCACCACUCACAUUCCACCCAGGAGGCAGGUUUAGUGCCAACUGUCUGCGUUUUUUGCUCUCUGCCUCUCUGGCUUCUUAGCCCAGUGCAUUUUCAUCUGUUCUUUACGAACUCGGCCUUCUGCAGUUGCAACAUCAGAGAGGAAGGGGCCCUGCAUGCCUCAGGAGAGAGGGUGCACAGGCUGUGUGUCACCAUUCUGAAUAACAGUGAGUCACUCCCCAGCCUGAGCCUAGAAUGUCCUGUUCUUACCCAGAAUGACUCGCCUCUGUCUGUGGGGAGUCUGCACAGGGAAGGCCAGUGUGGGGAAAUACCAAAGAUGUCCUUUCCAGAAGCAAGCACUAAUAAAAUCUCAUUGGAAAGGUUGGCGAGGGACAUUGUCCAUGUUCUUUGGUGUGCACCUGUGCGUGCCCUUUCCCCUUCUGCCCCCAGAUUAGGAAGGAGUGAUGCUCAGAGCCAGGACCACGGAGGAUGCUGCUCUUCAGACCUUCUGGACCACCAUCCACAGCAAGCAGUGUGCUUUCUGUCACCAAUCAGUCACAUCUGUGUAUAAAUCUGAAUCUUGAGUCUCAGGAAGGAGUUCUCAGCCUUAAGUCCUGGGAUACCCUCUUUUUUAAAAUUUUUCAUUAAAGAAAUUAUUGCUUAC